GGCAGCGCUAUCCCUUUAAAAGGCGGCGGGCGGGCGGCGGCGGCGGUGACGGCCGGGGCCAUCGCCUGCCCGCCGGGUUUUCCCCCCCUUCCUGCCGGUCCGUCGCUCGCAGCCCGUUAAAAAGAGCAGGCAAGAUGGCCGAGCUGGGCAGCAAGGGGGUCACGGCCGGGAAAAUCGCCAGCAACGUGCAGAAGAAGCUGACCCGGGCGCAGGAGAAGGUCCUUCAGAAGCUUGGUAAAGCAGAUGAAACGAAAGAUGAGCAGUUUGAACAGUGUGUGCAAAACUUCAACAAACAGCUGUCUGAAGGCACGAGGCUGCAGAAGGACCUCCGGACUUACUUGGCUUCUGUCAAAGCUAUGCACGAGGCCUCCAAGAAGCUGACAGAGUGUUUGCAGGAAGUUUAUGAGCCAGAUUGGCCUGGGAGAGAUGACACAAAUAAAAUAGCAGAGAACAAUGAUCUCCUGUGGACAGAUUUCCAUCAGAAGCUGGUGGAUCAAGCACUUCUGACCAUGGAUACAUACCUUGGCCAAUUUCCAGAUAUUAAAUCUCGUAUCGCGAAGCGAGGAAGGAAGCUUGUGGAUUACGACAGUGCCAGGCACCACUUUGAAGCCCUGCAAACUGCAAAGAAGAAGGAUGAAACCAAAAUUGCAAAGCCUGUUUCGCUGCUUGAGAAAGCUGCGCCUCAGUGGUGUCAAGGGAAGCUACAAGCUCACCUCGUUGCACAAACUAAUCUGCUCCGAAAUCAGGCUGAAGAAGAGUUGGUAAAGGCUCAGAAGGUGUUUGAAGAGAUGAAUGUUGAUCUGCAGGAGGAACUGCCUUCACUAUGGAAUAGUCGUGUUGGUUUCUAUGUCAACACAUUCCAGAGUAUAGCUGGCCUAGAAGAGAACUUCCAUAAAGAAAUGAGCAAGUUGAACCAAAAUCUUCACGAUGUCCUGCUGGGUCUAGACAAGCAGUACUCAGGCAAUGCCUUCCCUGUUAAAGCCCAGCCCAGAAAGAAAACUAAACUGUUCGCCAGGCUGAGGAAAAAGAUGAGCAGUGACAGCACCCCAGCGAAAGCAAAUAAAAGCCCCUCGCCUCCACCAGAUGGAUCUCCCAUCACCAGCCCUGAGACCAAGACUGCCAACCAUGAGCUGGAGCCGUCCACUUUGGAAGCACCUGGGGCAAGCAUCCCAAAGUCACCGUCUCAGUUGAGGAAAGGGCCUCCGGUGCCUCCGCCUCCAAAAGUCACCCCCUCCAAGGAGAUCAAGCAGGAGAACAUCAUCAGUCUGUUUGAUGACAAUUUUGUCCCCGAGAUAAGUGUGACAACCCCUUCGCAGUUUGAUGCCCCUGGGCCCUUCCAGGAGGGAGCCAGCCUGUUGGAUCUGGAUUUUGAUCCCAUUAAACCAGAUGCCACUGUGGGGAAGACCCCCACACCCGCCUCCCAGUCUUUACCUUGGGAUUUAUGGGAGCCUGCAGAAGCAGCCCGUGCAGGAGCUGAAGCAGCUGGAUCAGAAGCAGCAGCUGGAGCUGAAGCGUCUAAAACUGAAGCUGACUCAGGAUCGAGCUCUUUGCCUGCUGUUGUUGUGGAAACUUUCCCUGCAGCUGUCAAUGGUACUGUGGAAGGAGGUGCUUCAUCUGAGAGAGCUGACAUGCCCCCAGGGUUUCUGUUCAAGGUCCAGGCCAUGCAUGAUUACACGGCCACCGACACUGACGAGCUGCAGCUGAAGGCUGGGGACGUGGUGCUUGUGAUUCCAUUUGAGAACCCUGAGGAGCAGGAUGAAGGAUGGCUGAUGGGUGUGAAGGAGUCUGACUGGAUCCAGCAUAAGGAACUUGACCAAUGCCGAGGGGUUUUCCCUGAGAAUUUCACAGAACGGGUGCAGUGAAAGUCCAAGCCCACCAGCUGCGUUUCUGCUGGAGAAAGCAAGUUUUCUGGUAGAUAACUGAAAAAGAACAACAAGAGGAAAUGAAGAGAGAAUUACGAAGGAAUAGAAGCCUGAAAAAAAAGUCAACUUAAAGGAUGUGUUCUUCUCAAAGGGCAAGGUUUCAAAAGUUAAUUGAAAUUCAAAGUAUUAUUGAAAUAUAUACAUAUUAAUAAUAAUAAGGCAAUUCAGAUACCCUCUUCCCCUUUGGUUUAAACAGUAUUUGGAUUCAAAGGACUGAUGCAGAAGCAACUCAGUGAGGUUCUCCAAGUACUGCAUUGACUGAAUUGUCAGAUGUCAGUCUGAUUCCUGGAAAGGCAGUAUUUGUUGAAUGGCUUGAAAGUAGGAGCUGCAUUUGCUCUUGGGUGGGUUAAUCUGUUUUGUCUUGAAGCUGGCUUGCAUGGCAACCAUAAAAGUUCAGCCUUCCCUACAUUUUCAACCUACAGUAGGCCAAACUUUCUGUUAUGCUGUUGAAAAAAAAUUUAGUGUAUAGUGUUCACCACUACAAUGUAUGUGUGUGUGUGUAUUUUAUUUUCUUCCUUUAAAACAAUGUUACAUAAACUGUGAUUUUAUACAUGUAAAGAGAGAAGAAACUACAUGGAAAGGGCAUGCUGAAGGUGAAAUGUGUGAAGCUGUGCUCAGUCCAAAGUUCUUUCAAAUGCGGACACCUAAAUUCUCACAGUAGUGUUGGCCUUUGAAAACCUAAGGGGAAUGGACAAAUUCAAGAGGAGAAACAAGACAAAACAAAUGGAUGCCAUUUGGAUGUCUGAAAUUUAGGAGAGGGAAUCCUCUAGUACACACAUCCCCAUCCCUCACCCCCCCAAAAAAACCCAAACCUAUUGGUGGUUUCAGAAAAGCUUAGAUUCAUGUAGAUGGAAAAUAGCUCUAAAAUCUACUGGUUAGAAAAUUUGCUUUUAAAGACAGAGAUAAGGGAAUUUUUUUUUGUUCUGUAAGAAUAUCAAAGCGAAAACACUGAUAAAAAACAAAUUACUUUCUGUGCUUUUCAUUGGCGUUGUUUUUUUGUGGAAUUGUAUUUCUUAUUUUCCUUUGAAGAGUUCUGUAAGUGAAAUAUCGUUGGAUCAGCUUUCUCCAGUGCUGUGCUGAUGAUCAAGUUAACCUCUAUGAAAACUGGACUCUUGAAAUGCUUGUUUAAAAUGGCUGUGUGACUUCAUGCUAUUGUAAUGCAUUAGAAAGGAAGGCAAGAAUAUCAAAGUGUCAGUGUCAAGAAGACACUACAGUCUAAUACUGAUGCUGAGUCCUUUCCUUUACCUUUCCUUUGCUUCUGUUUGUUUUUGAAUUUUGUUUUCUUUUUUUUAGUUUAGACAAGCAGAUGACAAGGCAUAUUCUAAGUGCAUAUUACACUUGUUAAUAUAAGCCAGUCUGGCUCUCCAAGACUCUAAAGUCCCACAAAGGUACUUUAUAAACUUUACUUGAAUACUGAUGCAGCUGGCAAGCAAGUCAGGCUAUUUUAAUUUUUUACAGCUUCCCCUCCUCCCCCAUGAUUGUUUUGCCCUGAAGGGAUUUUUAACAGUGAGGUUAUGCCACGCUCAGGAUCACUCUGAAAUAAUCUUCCAAACUGGUAGGAGACGGCUUUUGUCAAAGCUGCACCAAAUGCUGACAGAGUACUGAAAAUCUCACCUUUUCCAGUCUGCUUGGAUUAUUUGUAGAACAACAGAAAAAUAUCAUAGGGCAAAAAUUGUGUUUAAAAAAAAAAAACCAAACACAACAACUAAAUUUGGAGGAACAGAUCUGAUUUUGAUUAGCAAAUAUAUUCUUAUCGAUGCAAGCAUUGUUGGAGUUCCUCCUGCUUUCAGCUUGGGAGAUGAUCCAUGCUGGUUAUUUACAGCAAUGUAACAGGCAUUAAAUCUGUCCUAUACACCCAAAUCCCUUCUCCUUUUUAAAAGAAAAAAAUGUGCAAGAAUUUAUUUUGCAUCACUGUUAGAAAUCCCAAUAGUAUUUAGGAGUAACUGCUCACAAUACAGAAGGACUGGACUCCACAGAUUAUGGUAUGGUGAGCUGUUGCUUUAGAAUACUGCCCUGUUUGACUUUUUUUUCCUUUUUCAUCAGGGUUGUCUUUAUUAUUACUCUUUUUUGUUUUUCAGAAUAUCUAUUUUUAUGCAUUUGUGACUCCCAUUACUCCUUUAAAGAUUAUUCAUAUAAAAAUAUACAUUUAAAUAUAUAUAGAACUAUAUAUAUAUAAAAAAGCAGGUUGAUCCAAUUAACAUAAUGCUGUCAGCUUAAAAUGUUUAUUUUUAUGCAAAACCUGUGGAUAAUAGCUUUGUUUUUUUUUAAAAAAAGGACAAGAUUCUAAGUUACCAGAGCUGUGAUUUUUGUCUUGUAGUAACUGUUCUAGACCAUUUAGAAAGCUGUGCUGAUACCUAAUUUAUUGUGGGUUUUUUUUUUGCUGUUGUUGUCCUCUGCUGUGCUUGAACCAGAUGACUGUCCCAACAAAGAUCCUUGUAAGGCCUUUUCACUUUAUUGAGCUUGCAGAGCGACUAUCCAGUACUGUAUUGUCCCUGCAGAAGUGGUAGCACUUUGCAAAAAAGGGAUGUUGUUUUCAGGUCACGUGAGUGAUGCUCCAGUGUUGCUGGUGGGAGAGUGUUGUGUCUCUCUCCAUUUGCUUCCCCCGACCCCAAAACCCCCAAGCCCCCUGGCUUAGAGCAGGUUAGGGUGGGUUACCUGGAUCUUGCAUUGCUCACAGAUAAGUGGUGUCAGCACAUCUCAGUCAGGUUCUGAAAAUGCAGGAUCAGACCCACAGUUUAUAAAUUGCCUUAUGUGAAAGUAGGAUGGCAGAGCAGGAAACUUGUAGAUGGCAGUGUUCUUUAGAGCCAGGAGAGCUGUCUCCUGGGUUGUUCAGCCCCUUGUACACAGCCAUGGCUCCUCCCAUUUUUAGUGUUUUUACAUCUCCUAUAUACCUUGAUUCUGGUUGGUAUUACCUGGUGAAAUGAACUUCUCCUUUUCUUUGGUUUAGAUCUGAUUCAAAUAGAAAGAGGGACAGUAAACUCUCAAGUAGGCUGUGCCCUUCUGGUUUUUCAGUUUGCAGGCUGAACUGAAAAAUCUGAGAAAAAAUGUAAGGGUGACCUGAGACAAUUUUUUUUUUCCAUUUUCACAGUGGAAUGAAAAAGGGAAAAAUUGAAACAAACAAACAAAUCCUUUCAUACCAAAAUGAAACGUUAAUUUCUAGGCUUGCAUUUUAACAAACGUUAUGUCUUGGGCUGUAACAAGUUGCUUUGAAGCAAAAAUGUGAAACCUUCUGUUUUGAAAAUGCUGAAAGAAAAUGUUUUAAUGUUAAUAGUCUUUUUGCCUUUGCCUUUUUUCUUAAUCUGAUGACUGGUUUCAGUUAACUCUAAGCUGUAUUUUUUUGCAAAUAUCCACUGAAGAGAACCCAAAGAAGCCCAGUUCUGCUCCACUGACAGAUACACUGGACACAUUUCAGGGAUUACUUGGUAUCUGGCCCAUCAAAGCUGCUGUUUUCCCCAUUUAAUAAUCUUCCACUUGAUUGUUCUACUGGGUGAAAAAUAAAAGUAUCUCUCAUCCCGU
Messenger RNA from Camarhynchus parvulus, 5438 nucleotides. RefSeq names its product bridging integrator 1 (gene BIN1). Gene Ontology annotation, molecular function: phospholipid binding; tau protein binding. The transcript is spliced from 19 exons. The coding region runs from base 135 to 1862 and encodes 575 amino acids. The record is from RefSeq and is a predicted model, not a curated record. Lineage: Eukaryota; Metazoa; Chordata; Aves; Passeriformes; Thraupidae. Gene Ontology annotation, cellular component: plasma membrane; synaptic vesicle; cytoplasm. Gene Ontology annotation, biological process: regulation of endocytosis.